Molecule: messenger RNA, 3922 nt
Organism: Pocillopora damicornis (cauliflower coral)
Lineage: Eukaryota; Metazoa; Cnidaria; Anthozoa; Scleractinia; Pocilloporidae
Molecular function (GO): protein binding
Source: RefSeq, a predicted model, not a curated record
CGUUACUUUGAUGGUCGGGAAGCAUUAGGUCAGAGGCUCUUAAGCGAGACAAGACGCAAGAAAGAACUUUUGGAACUGACAAUGCAUCCUUUGACGACAGCUCUGCUAUGUCUCUUGUGUGAAGACUAUGAAGGCGAUCUACCCUCAAGCAAAACUGAGCUCUAUCUUGAAAUAACUAGUUGCGUUUUAAGGCGAUUUCGGCGAAAGAAAGGAUUCUCUGACGUAGAAGGAGACUUGAUUGACUUCCACAAAGAUGACGUAGAGCGACUGGGACGACUAGCCUGGAAAGGUUUGACAGAAGAUCAGAUGUACUUCAAAAGAAGUGAACUCGGAGGUUCAGCAAGUGAAAUACCGGUGUUUGAAUUCCUGUCAGUCCUCACCAAUCGCAGCAAAAGACGCCCGUCCCUAGAUUAUGCAUUUAUUCACAGAAGUUUUCAAGAUUUCUUCGCAGGUUACUUUUUAGCGAGCCAGAUUUUAAGUGGUGAAAUAAGCCCCGAAAUGCUAUUUCCCAAAGAUGGGUCAUACGUUAAGUAUGAGCUCGCUCAUUUCUUUGCAUUUGGAAUUAUCAGCCUCAAGAGUGAAGAGAGAGCAACAUGUUUCAUGAACAUCAUAGUCACAAACAUUAAUCAAAGCUCAGAUCUUCUUGCAAAUUACUUUGUGUAUUUUGCCUUAAAAUGCAUUAGGGACUGUAUAGGAGUAAGUUCUACUCUUUCAAUUAAGUUGUUGCACUUGUUUGGCACCAAACUGCUGCGCCACACAUUGCUAAUUAUUGACCACAAAUGUGACAUUCCAUUGCUUGCUGAGGCGCUUAGAGUAAACACCACCCUGAAGGAAUUCAGUAUCUCAUGGCCAUUGUAUCCUACAGACAUGUGCGCGGUUUCUUUGGCCAGGACUCUUCAAGUCAACCAAACCCUGGUACAAGUCAACCUAACAAACAAACUUACCAGUGCAGUUGGGGUCCAGCAAUUGGUAGACGCGCUUAUGGUAAACUCCACCCUCCGUGAUUUAAGCCUUGCUGGCAAUAUGUUGGAAGAUGAUAGCGCCGAGAUUUUGGCGGAGUACUUUAAGGCCAAUAAAGCCCUGGUUUGUUUAAACCUGGGGGCAAAUGGAAUCACUGACCAUGGAGCCAUAUUUCUGGCAGAGAGUCUACGCCGCAAUACCUCGUUGGAGGUCCUGGUCCUGGCAGGAAACUUAAGUUUUGGUAACCCUGGGGUUUUGUCUCUUUGUGAAACUCUCAAAAUAAACAAUACGCUCGCUAAGUUAGAUCUGUCAGGAAGUAGCCUAGAUGAUGAUGGUGUUCAGUCGCUCCUUAAAACUGUCAGGGAUGGUACCACCCUAACCGAUCUGAACUUAUCAGACAUGAAGAUGAUAACCAAGAAGAGCAUCCGUUCUUUCGCUGAAUUUCUGAGAGUGGAUUCAUCCCUGAUAUCACUUGGUUUUAAGGGAAAUAAAGUCAGUGUAGGUGGUGCCCGAUUAAUCGCUGAGAGCCUCAAAGUCAACAAAACUUUGAAACGUUUGGAACUGUCAAGGAACGACAUCAGAGCGCCAGGAGCCCAUGUUCUUUCUGAGGCGCUUAAAGUCAACACAGUACUGGUCUUUUUGGAUCUGUCGCAGAACGCGCUCAGAGCUCGAGGUGCUCAGCUUCUUUCAGGUGGUCUUGGAGUCAACUCAGCUCUGACUCAUCUUGAUCUCUCAGUGAAUGAUAUUGGUCCUGAAGGUACUCAGUCAAUUGCCGAGGCCCUUAAAAUUAACAAAGGACUUACUGCUCUUAACUUGUCAAGCAAUGCUAUUGAAGAUGCUGGAGCUAAAUCACUCUGCCAAGCCCUUAAAGAAAAUAAAACCCUGAUCAAGAUGUCCAUCGUAGGAAACGGUAUUCAAUCCUCUGGUGCAAGGGCUUUUGCAGAGGUUCGAGAAACGAAUAGCACAUUGCUUCAUUUAGAUAUGGGGGGAAACAAUAUCGGUCAAUCUGGAAUUCAAGCUCUCUCAGACGCUGGUUUCCAGGGAUUCCUUCCACUGCGAAUUAAUUUCGAGAUUGAUUGCGAAAUUGGAUUGAUUCCCAACCAGUGAACAUUGCCAGUUAAAUUUCUUCCAAAAUAAAAGUUAUUUUGUUGACAAAGAGCAGUCGAAUACGUAAGGCGAGAAAUGGGUAAACUUGGAGCACAUUCUGAGCACAUUUUUAAGUCUAUGAAUUUAAGGUUUAUGAAGUGCAGGGAUGGAAGUUACCACUGUAAGCUUAAGUUCUUUGUGCGAACUAUUCGGAUGUCAGUUUUCUGUUUGUAGGCGUACCGAAUUCGCAUUAGUAAACUUUAAGUUAAUACGCUAAAAUCAAAUACAGCCAAUCUGAAACAUGUAUGUAUUUCCUCGCUGUUAGUUUGGUGGAACAUUACCUUACGCACCAGGAGAGAGAUUCUGCCCCAGGUGUCGAUCAUUACUAGGGAUUUACCUAUAUCGAGUACGGUACUAACUUUUUUCCUCAACAUUGAUAGGGAUGUUGUUACGUCAUUUUUAGUGGUCACACGUGUUAAUUGUAUGGUCGGUUACAAAGUUACUAAGGAUAUUUAAAUCGAAACUGAUCGUAAUUCCCUUUACUUUCAUGGCACUCACACACAACUUGUAAAGUUACUUUGGUAACACCGCAGUGACUGUAUGAUCCGCUGCGUACGAUUGCGCAUUUGGCCUUUGGUGGCCAGAAUAACGUAGGUUCAGGAGGAAACAAAUCAUAGGGAGGUCACAUGCAGUGUCGAAAGAAUCGAUACCUCGAUCAAACUCUCCGGGACAAGGUAGCCGGAAAACCUUGAAAACUCAAUACCUGACUAUAAAAAAAUACAAGAAAGAGCUUAAGGCUACGCUCACACGGUACCGGACGAAUUUUCGACCAGCCGAAAGAUUCGACCAGACAUUCUGUAUACACGAAACCGUGUGAAAGUUUCGUUCUGUUCAGAUGGAACUGAUAACAGGAUAAAUUUUGCGGCAUUCUUGAUUGUUUUACUCUAUCCUGAUGCGCAGAACGCUUCUUAACCCGUAUAAAAUUGUAAACAUGUUCUUUAGCCUAGUUACCACGCAUCCAUGCAGCCACGCCUUCGCCGUACAAAAAUUUUGACGUUUAAGGUGUUUACACUGUGGCGCUCAAAUUAUUGACUGCAUCGCCCAAAAAUUCAUCCUCGAUUUUGGUCUUCAAAGUUUUGAACGCUUGGGCGUCCAAAUUUUCGUACGUUUGGCGUAGUUCCAUGUGAACGAAACGCCCAAACACACGAAUUUUCCACCGGUCGAAAAUUUGUCUGGUACUGUGUGAACGUAGCUUAAGUCUCAAUCCCAAUACCGCCCCGAAACAUCUGAAUCCAUAAAAUGUCAUGUGUCUACAUCUCUUUUCCAAAGCCCCUCAACCUGAUUGGGCAGUGGCCUCUCUGAGUUUUGCUUAGGAACCCUCCUUAGAGUUUGUAAUCCGAUUUUGGGCACUAGUGUCCUAUUUUGGACACUGGUGACUAAAUUAGGACGCUAGUUCCUGAUUUUAGACGCGCGUCUUAUCGUAGACAGUACUGUUUGAUGUUAAACAUCAGUGUCCUUUUUUUGACACUAGCGUCUGAUUUCGGCCACUAGUGUCCUAUUUGGACACUUAUGUCUUAUUUAGACACUUGGACACUUGUGUCCGAUUCUGGACACUAGUUUCCAGUUUUGGACACAAGUAUCUGAUGUUGGAAUUUAUUAUCUGCAUGUUGACACCACUGUCCAAUUUUGGAAAUGAUUUUCCUUUUUUAAUUGAACAUCAUGUUAUGUCGUAAUACUCUGAUGGCUCCGACAGAUAAUUCCACUUUCCAAGACCGUGGUUCAUUUUGGGCUUGUGCAUAUUUAGGGAAGUAGAUAAUUGGAGUUAGAAUCAAUCCUACGAAUAGUUAAGUUUACGAAUGAAUGAGUAUGACUGAGA